UUGCGCUCACCUGUUGCGUGUGACGUCAGCGGCCUGUUCCAACUGCCGACUCGACUGCAGCAGCUGGAGAUCCGGAGGAGGAAACCUGCCCCUGAACGACCUGUCAAAGAUGAUCUGUGCAGCUUUUUUGCUAACACUCCUCUGUAUUGUGGAGCUUCACGUGGUGGAAACAUCUAAGGACGCCCCAGACUAUUUGGAGCCUUUUUUCUGCCAUGGUGGACUUGAAGUAAUCUAUCCAGAGCUGGACGUCGAUAAGUGCCUCAUCAUUUCAAAAGAUCGCAAACUGAGAGAGAAAAUCAGCCGCACUUGGAAAGCACCAGAGAUUCACUUCCCUGGAGCAAAGAAGGGAAAGCUGUACGUUCUGGUGAUGGUUGAUCCUGAUGCUCCAAGUCGUGCUAAACCAACAUCUGCUUACUGGAGGCACUGGUUGGUUGUGAACAUAGAGGGAAAUGACCUGAAAAAAGGAAAAAUGAGAGGGAAAAUUCUCACUGAGUAUGAUCCCCCCACCCCGCCACAGAAGUCUGGUUUCCACCGCUACCAGAUCAUGCUGUUUGAGCAGCUUCCACACACGCCAGUGUUACUGUCUGAUGAGGAGAAGUCUUCCCGCGGUAAAUGGGAUUUUCCGGCAUUCAUCACAAGGUUUAAUCUGGGGGAGCCUGUGGCCGCUCUGCAGUUUCUCACUCAAAACUUCAAAGACUGAAGGAUAAUGAGAUUCCUCAACUGGGCAGAAAAAAGACACAAGAAUGUCUGUGUGUUAUUUCAAAUAAAAGAUCUUUUCACUUGUA
This is a messenger RNA of Oryzias melastigma (Indian medaka), 785 nucleotides long. RefSeq names its product phosphatidylethanolamine-binding protein 4. Lineage: Eukaryota; Metazoa; Chordata; Actinopteri; Beloniformes; Adrianichthyidae. The record is from RefSeq and is a predicted model, not a curated record. The transcript is spliced from 7 exons. The coding region runs from base 110 to 700 and encodes 196 amino acids.